GGACGCCCGGCCGCUUUCGUUUUGCAGGCGGCUGUGAGACGGCGCUGUGCGGGGACAUGGCUCGGGGACUCUUCCACCUGCUCCUCAAAGCCCCUGAUGACCUCAUGCAUGUUGCCCCCAGUGAUAAACGUGGAAAGAAAAUAGUCACCAACUUCUGAAAGCAUCAGCUCUCUCAUCUGUGGUUGCGUUAGUUAUGGAAACACAUUGCAAAAAUGAUACAGAAGUUCCCAUACACAUAGCACACAAUAAAUCUAUUACAAGGAAGAGAAACAUCGCUAAGCGAGAAAUUAUCUGUACAGAGGAAGAGUACAUUUUAAAUGAUCAGUGCUGUAUGAAAUGUAGACGUGGUCAUGUCAAAAGUACUGAGUGCCCAAACACUCAAGCACAUUGUGUACCAUGCAAAUCUGGAGAGGAGUACAUGGAUCAUACCAAUGAUUUGGACAAGUGUAUGAGAUGUCGUUCAUGUGACACAGCACUUGGUUGGAAGGUUGUAAAGAACUGUACUCCAACAGAGAAUGCAGAAUGCUCCUGUGCAAAGAACCAUUAUUGCAAGUCUCCUCAAUGUGAAUACUGCGAGUUAUGUACCGUAUGUGAAAAUGGCCUAGUUGAAAAGGAAUGUACUUCAACUACAGACACUGUGUGCAGAAUGCAAGAAGCAGGAAUGCCACCUUGGGGUACCGCACUUAUUGUCUUAUUUGUGGUAGCAUUAGCAGUUGCAGCAGGAUUAAUACUCUACCGUAAGAGAAAACAGAAGAAUUUUAUUACCCAAGGUAACACAGGCACUGGAAGAGACAGUUCUUCUGAGACUUUUACACUCAUAUCUAUAGAUGAUGACCUGAGCCGCCAUAUCCCUGACAUCGUGAGGGAGAUGACACUAGAUGAGGUCAAGACUUUUGUUCGUCAUCACCAGCUUUCAGAACCUACCAUAGAUGAAAUUAUCCAGGAUAACUUCAAUAACGCAUCUGAACAGAAGAUUAAGCUCUUUCAGAAAUGGCACCAAAGGCAUGGGAUAAGAGGAGCCUACGAAACCCUAAUAAGCAGCCUGAGAGAUUUAAAAAUGCGUGCAGUAGCUGAUAAAAUUGAGGAAAAACUGAAGGCAGCUGUUUCAAGCCACCAGGAAAGGAGAGAGUCUUAUAAUGAUAAAACUGGGCAAAGCAAUUCCUGCAGUCAGGAAGGUGGAAAAUCUUAUCAUGAUAAUGCUGAAAUAAGUAAAACUUACCCUGAGAGUUUGGAAGAGACAUAGCAUAGAAUUAUACGAAAAUUAUUUCUGACUGAAUUAGUGUUUUUUUACUACUACAAAUAACAAAGCUUCUAAAAGCCAUUUUGUUGGCAGCUCAGGGAGUUUUUCAGGGUACUUAUAACACAAAUGAAGAAUAGUUCAGAUUUUUGUAGAGGUACGUUUCCUUUAAAAAGAAGUCUUAACUGUUUAUUUUGAUUGUUAAAAACAGGACAGAUUAAUGGCUUAUUAAAAGUAACAAUAGAAGAGUUCAGCUAUAGGACUUGUUACAAAAAGAACAAAGUGGUCACUGGCAGAAAGAUUUAACUCAAAUGUGGUAGUCCUGAACACUGACUCAAUGUAGUGUUUCAAUUACAUUAUAGUUAUGGGAUGUUACAUUUUUCAAAGUGAAAAUUCUAGUAUUAAAAGUGUAUGAAAUAAACAAGGAAGAAUGCUUCAACAACAAAAUAAUAAACUUUUGUAUAAUAUA
Molecule: messenger RNA, 1706 nt
Organism: Meleagris gallopavo (turkey)
Lineage: Eukaryota; Metazoa; Chordata; Aves; Galliformes; Phasianidae
Gene: FAS
Product: Fas cell surface death receptor
Biological process (GO): regulation of stress-activated MAPK cascade; motor neuron apoptotic process; necroptotic signaling pathway
Cellular component (GO): external side of plasma membrane; CD95 death-inducing signaling complex; membrane raft
Molecular function (GO): tumor necrosis factor receptor activity; protein binding
Source: RefSeq, a predicted model, not a curated record